AUGUGGCAUAAUGAAGAUAUGGGCGGUGUGAGCGCACUUGUGCGACACACUGCUGGAGUGGCCGAAUUGGCCAUCAAUGCAGGACAUCCAGAUCGUAAAUAUAACGAAUAUUUACCAUAUCCAGAUAACGAUUUUCAAGAUCAUUUUGAUACUCCAUAUCAAUACGGUUCGUUUAUGAAAUGUGGUUGUACAAAAUAUUGUAUCAUAACUAAACAUGGCUCAUUUGAAUGGUCAGUUUUUAAACGUUAUCGACAUUUUAGUGACCUACAUAAACGUUUAGUGCAAUUUGUUCAAUCUGAUACACAACGAUCAAUUAGUGAUUUAGACAAGUAAGCAUUUUUUCCUUGCAAUUCAUUGUUUCAUUAUUUUGCUUUCAUUACUUUCAUAUGAUUGCAUUUUAAGUUUUUCUGUUUUGUUCAUAAAUAUCCAUACAGUGUAGAGACAUAUUAUAUUAUUGUGAUUAGAGCCCUGCAAGUUACGACUUUUUGACAACCUACAAUCUAACCUAUAAAAAGUUUCAUAACCUAAACCUAACCCAAUCUAUAGGUUAGGUUUAAGCUGCAGGGGGUCGUAUCACGAAAAAACUUAUGUCACCGACUUAAGUCGGGACUUAAGCCUAAGUUUAAGACCAACUUAAGUCCGGGGACUUAAAUCGUAUCACGAAAAGACUUAAGUUGACGAUUUGUUUACUUUUUAAAAGUCGUUGACAACAGUGACAAACUUCGGAUAUAAACCCGCAAAAUAACGAAAUAUUUAUUCUCUAAUCCUUAGAAUGCCGUUUUCAUCGAAUCAUAUCGUUAAAUGCCUGAUCUAUUCAAAAAAUGCGUCAAUGACUUAAGUCCGACUUAAGUCAUUGACGCAUUUUUUGAAUAGAUCAGGCAUUUAACGAUAUGAUUCGAUGAAAACGGC
Messenger RNA from Didymodactylos carnosus, 909 nucleotides. The record is from the annotation of a GenBank genome assembly. Lineage: Eukaryota; Metazoa; Rotifera; Eurotatoria; Philodinida; Philodinidae.